AUGGAAGACAAGCCAAUCCCUACAACAUCAAACAAUAAUCAAGCCACCGAUGAUAAUGGCGAAAAUGUAGAUGUAUUGGACUCGAAUGCUCUCUUCCAAAAAAUGUUAGAGCAAGCCUUACAACAAGAAGGAUCCACAGGAGGAAUUUCCCAAACCACAAGAACCAAUCGACCUCCACCACAACGUAAACACAAGGCUCGUCCAUUCAAACGAAGCACUACUGCAGCAACAACAUCAUCAUCAUCAUCAAAUACAGAGGAGGAAUCAUCACAAACAACAAUAACUUCAACACCAUCUAAAACAACAACAGAAGCAACAAUAGCAGAGGAAGAAUCUGCUGUUGAUGCCGAUACUAUUACCGAGUCAACAACAACAAUAACAACAUCACCACCAAAAACAACUAGUCGUCCUCCUCUUAAAAAGCCAGCCCUCUCAAGACCAAAUCCUUCACAGAAGAGAAAAUCAGAUGGUGCUUCUUCUGCUGCACCUGCAAAAAAGAAAGCUGCUGGUGGGAAGGAACUUUCCAAACCUAUUGAUAACAGUAUUAGAAAUACAGUGUCCCUUGAGGAGGCUCAAAGUAGAAUUGCAGAAAUUAUUGAUGCAUCCAUUGUUGAGGCAUUAUCUUCUUCUAAAUUGAAGGAACGUAUGGAAGCAAUUGAAUCUCUCUCUAAAUCCCUAACAGAAAUGGAUAAGGAUGUUAUGGCUAGUAAUGCUGAUGUUAUUGUCGUAACUCUUAACUCAAAGCCUGGCUGGAAGGAAUCAAAUGUUCAAAAUUUGUCAAAAGUUAUUGAAAUGGUAAUGUUAAUUGUGGACAGUUGCUCAACUCUUUCAACUGGGCCUGCUGUAACAGUUAUUGAAGGACUUGUUGAAAAGAUUGCUACUGCCAAAUUGAAAGAUCCUUGCACUCAAUGUCUUUCCAAGCUUGCUGAAAUGUACUCUCCUCAAUUCGUCUUUAAUCAACUCUACCCAAUUAUUAAGGAUCACAAGAAUCCAAAGAUUGCUGGUGAAACUCUUGGAUGGAUGGCUGCUACAAUCGAACACUUUGCCAUGCAAACUAUUGAUGUCAAGUCAAUUAUUGAUUUUUCAAAGGUUUGUUUGGGUAAUGCUAAGCCUCCUGUCAAGACUGGCGCUACAGAAAUUCUCUGUUCCAUGAAAAAGUUUAUGGGAGAUGGACUUUUGAAUUAUUUGAAUGAUGUCAAGCCUGCAUUGUUGGAUUCCAUCAAGAAGGAAUUCCAAAAAUUCACAGAUGCUCCACCUACACAAACCAAGUUUGUCAGAGGUAUGAAUGUUAGUACAAGUAGUAAGUCUGGUGAACCAGGUAGUGCUCCAUCUUUUGAUGAUUUACUGCCAAGAACUGAUAUCUCUGGCAAGAUUACAUCAAAGAUUCUUGGAGAAUUGGAGGACAAAGCUUGGAAGACUAGAUUGGAAGCUUUGGAAGAAAUCAAGAAUAUAAUCACUGAAGCUAAUAAGAGAAUUACUCCAAAUCUUAAUAAUCUCAUUCAAGCUCUGAAGAAGAGAAUGGAAGAUGCUAAUGUCAAGAUUCUCAGUACAACAAUGGAACUUUAUGUUUUCAUUGGUGAAGCUGCUGGUAGUGGAUUUGAAAAGUUCAGUCCAGUCAUUUUACAAAAUUUGGUGACCAAAUUCACUCACAACAAUAAGGUGAUCAGAACUGCUACUUACCAAACUUUAGAAGGACUUGUUAAAUCUCUCAAUAUGGAUAACAUUAUCAAGUAUAUGGACAAGCCUUUGAACAAUGAGAAGGGCCAUCCUGAAGGAAGAAGAGAUGCUCUCCAAUUCAUUGACACUUACAUUUUGGAAGUCAAGAACAAAUCUAGGGAUACUCUCCAACACCUCGCCAAGCCUCUCAUUAACUGCUUGCAAGACCCAAAGGCAUGCACAAGAAAACUUGCUGAAACAGUUUUGGAAAAGGUUAUCAGAACAACUGGUGCUGAUUUUAUCAAGAGUUUCUGUCAAGAUCUCAACAAUGCUUCCAAGAGUAGCAUCAUUGCUGUUAUUUCCAAGUAUGAAAACCAAUAUCAACCAACAGCAGCAGCCCAACAAACUGUCCAACAAGUUCAACCAGUCAAAGCUGAACAACCACCAACUAAGCCUGCCCAACAACCACAAACCCAACCAGCUGCUUCAACUUUGCAAAGAUCCUCCUCUUCCCUCACUAUUGGAGAAAUGAAAAAGCAAAACCAAUCUAAAACAGUUACACAACCUACUCCAGUCCAACCAGUCAUUGAAGAUGAUAAGAGCUCAAGAAAAACUCUUGUUCAAUCCUCCUUGUUCAAAAUGGACUUCCCAAAACCAAUCGAAUGUCCAAUGUCUCCUCCUUCUACUCCAGGAAAGAGAAGCAUUUCAACAGUCAAGGAUAGUGUCUUUACUACACCAAAGAAGCUCAAAUUCUCAAAGCUUGCUACUGAAGAAUUAUUAUUGUCACCAACCACCUUGUUAACUCCAAAGAAGAUUAAUAUUGUUCCACAAUCUAAGGAUGUACAAAUGUCUGUCGAACAAAUCAUUAGAGUUCUCACUAACACUAAAAUCAGUAACUUUGAAAAUGCUAUGAAUGCCAUGAAGACUCUUGAUAAGCAUGUUGAAUACCAAGAUAUGGGUAUUUCCAUGAAUAGAGAACAAUUGGUUUACUCCCUUUCCAUCUUCUUUGAGGUUGCUUUUGACUCUGUCAUUAUUGGUCUCUCUGGUCCAAGAAUUUGUAAGAUUAUGAUCAAUACCAUGAUGGGUUUGUUUGAAUCUAGAAACUUUUCCUCAUUGGUACAAAAGAAGACUCUCCUCAAUCUUUUAGAAGUCUUACUCAGACUUUUACUCAAUGACAAGUUACCAACUAUUGAAUAUGGUGAAAAGAUGGUUGCUGCUCUCAAUACUCUCAUUCUUCGUAUUCUUGAAAAUUGUUCCAGAACCACUGCUUACAGUUGCUUGAUUACUUUAUUGGAAAAGUCCUGCCUCGAUCAUGAAAAGGAACCAACCAGCUUUACCAAGGUACUUAUCAAGUGUCUCUCCAAGCUCACUAAGACUUUGGAAAAGACAAUUGGUAUCAUUGAAAUUGGUUCAGUAUUGUUGGAUAUUCAAAGCUUCCUCUCUAGCAAUCCUCCAACAUUCUUUGAAGGCAAGGAUGAUAGCCCUUUGAGAAUGAUCAAGACUAUUAUCCAAACUCUUGUCAAGCUGAAAGGAAACUCUUUGAGAACCUAUCUCACAACACUCAAUAAGGUUAUGAUUUCUCACAUUGAACACGAGUUGAACGUCCUCUCUCUUUCUAGUUCUUCCACCAACACUAACACCUUUACAUCCUCUGAUAGCACCAACAGCUUGUUUGAAUCAGAGAGUGAUCAACUCAAGGAAAUUUGUACAUUAAUUGGAAAUAAGGAAACCACAAGAUCUGGAUUAUAUAAGCUUUACAAAUUCCAAGUGCAACAUCCUGAAUUUAAAAUCAACGAAUUCCUUGGAACUACAUCAUUUGGUAAGAUUUUCCAAGAGUACAUUAUUGGAUCUGUUGCCAAGAUUGCUGCUCAUGAACAAUCGAAGAAGGUCGCCCUCGAAUCUACACAACAAACUCCAACCAUUACAGUCAAUCAUUCAGUCAACCAAAUGCCAUUCAGUUCUCCUCCAGAGGAAGUUAGACCAGUUCUCAAGGAAAUUCCAACAACAACCCCUGCCACUUCCAGCCUCUCCCAAAACAUCUUAUCUCGUUACAGCAGUGUAAAUAGUGCCACCAUUUCUCAAUUUGAUACCAAACCAAAAUCAAUUGAGGAUUAUAGAAAGAUGAGAAGCUUGUCCAAUAUUAAUGGUUCUACCUACUCGAGUGCUCUCUCCUCUACCAACAAUAUUGAUAGUCUCAGAGAAAGAUUUGCCAAUAUCAAGGCCAAUAGUGCUACCAAUAGAUAUAGUAGUUCCAUCGACUUGGAAUCUAUCAAGCAAAAAUAUAGACAAUUGGGUGAUAAGGAAAAUAGACCAAACUCAACCAUUCAACAAUAA
Molecule: messenger RNA, 3990 nt
Organism: Naegleria gruberi
Lineage: Eukaryota; Heterolobosea; Eutetramitea; Acrasida; Naegleriidae
Exons: 1
Coding region: 1-3990 (1329 amino acids)
Biological process (GO): microtubule polymerization; centrosome duplication; establishment or maintenance of microtubule cytoskeleton polarity
Cellular component (GO): centrosome; microtubule plus-end; kinetochore
Molecular function (GO): microtubule plus-end binding; microtubule plus end polymerase activity
Source: RefSeq, a predicted model, not a curated record